AUGUUGCGAUCAGUCCUUCUUACCGCGACGGCUUUGCUGUCCAGUGUGACGCAUGGCGCACUCACCUACAAGGGAGCCGAUAUUAGCUCCCUCAUCAUGUUGGAAAAUCAGGGCAAGAUAUUCAAGACAACCGCUGGAGCCACCGAACCUCUUGAGACCAUUCUCAAGCAGUCCGGAGCCAAUUCGAUCCGUCAAAGAGUAUGGGUCAACCCCUCGGACGGUAAUUACAACCUCGACUACAACGUCAAGUUGUCCAAGCGUGUCGCCAAUGCAGGCAUGAGUGUGUAUUUGGACUUCCAUUAUUCCGACACUUGGGCCGAUCCUUCGCACCAGACCACACCUGCCGCUUGGGACGACAGCACCAUCGGCAACCUCAAAUACACAGUCUACAACUACACUCUGGCAGUGUGCAACCGCUACGCAGCAGAAGGCAUCAAUCCAGCCAUCGUGUCAAUUGGAAACGAGAUCAGAGCUGGUCUGCUGUGGCCUCUUGGAGGUACCAGCUCUUACUACAAUAUCGCUGAUCUCCUUCACUCGGCCUCCUCUGCUAUCAAGGACUCCAAGCUCUCGACGAAGCCGAAGAUCAUGAUCCACCUCGACAAUGGCUGGGACUCGGGUACUCAGCUCUGGUGGUACAAAACCAUCCUUGGGCAGGGACCUUUGAAAACAACUGAUUUUGAUAUGAUGGGUGUCAGCUACUACCCCUUCUACAAUGACCAGGCCUUCCUGGGUAGUUUGCAAUACUCGCUUGAGCAGCUCGCUGCAACAUACAGCAAACAGCUCGUUGUUGCCGAGACCAACUGGCCAGCCAAGUGCAGCAAGCCCGCAUACAAGUUCCCUUCGGAUGCCACCUACAUUCCCUUCUCGGCAGCCGGACAGGAAGAGUGGAUUGAAGCUGUUGGAAAAAUCGUUGCUGGUGUCAAGGGUGGAGCUGGUCUUUACUACUGGGAACCUGCUUUCUUGGGUAACGGUGCUCUUGGAUCAAGUUGUGAGGACAACUUGCUGGUUGACAGCACUGGCAAAGCGAGAGUCGGACUUUCUGCCUUCAAAAACAUUUAA
This is a messenger RNA of Aureobasidium pullulans EXF-150, 1059 nucleotides long. RefSeq names its product glycosyl hydrolase 53. Bases 1 to 1059 code for a protein of 352 amino acids. The transcript is spliced from 2 exons. The record is from RefSeq and is a predicted model, not a curated record. Gene Ontology annotation, molecular function: glucosidase activity. NCBI's taxonomy places the organism in Eukaryota, Fungi, Ascomycota, Dothideomycetes, Dothideales, Saccotheciaceae. Gene Ontology annotation, biological process: pectin catabolic process.